AUGGCCGCGCUGCCCGCCAGGCUGCGCUCGCCCCGCGUGGCGCGGGCCUUCCGCGACUUCUGCCGCGCCUCGCGCGAGACGUUCGCCCAGGACCGCCUGACGCAGCGGCAGUUGCGGCUGCAGACGGCCCAGCAGCUCAGGCAGCACUUCGGGGUGCUGUCGGAGGACGCCAUGGUGGAGGACCUGCGGGCGGGGACGGACAUGAUUCGGUACGAGAUCGUGCAGGCGUCCUACCAGCAGGAGUCCAAGACCUACCGGGCGCACAUCCGGCAGGAGCACCUGGACCGCGUCGGGCAGGGCGGCACCAUCGACCUGCAGCCGCCGCCCGACCCGGCCACGCUGAAGUCCUCGUAA
This is a messenger RNA of Prorocentrum cordatum, 354 nucleotides long. The record is from the annotation of a GenBank genome assembly. Lineage: Eukaryota; Dinophyceae; Prorocentrales; Prorocentraceae.